Messenger RNA from Carassius gibelio (silver crucian carp), 1227 nucleotides. RefSeq lists its product as uncharacterized. Lineage: Eukaryota; Metazoa; Chordata; Actinopteri; Cypriniformes; Cyprinidae. Bases 1 to 1227 code for a protein of 408 amino acids. The transcript has a single exon. The record is from RefSeq and is a predicted model, not a curated record.
AUGGCGGGCAGGAACUGGGGACUCCAUGGCGGGGCAGGAUACUCGGGAGGCCAUGGUGGGGCAGGGGACUCGGGAGGCCAUGGCGGGGAAGGGGACUCAGGAGGCCAUGGCAGAUCUGGGGACUCGGGAGGCCAUAGCGGGGCAGGAGACUCGGGAGGCCAUGGUGGGGCAGGGGACUCGGGAGGCCAUGGUGGGGCAGGAGACUCGGGAGGUCAUGGCGGGGCAGGAGACUGGGGAGGCCAUGGCAGGGCAGAAGACUCGGGAGGCAAUGGUGGGGCAGGAGACUCGGGAGGCCAUGGAGGGGCAGGAGACUGGGGAGGCCAUGGCGGGGCAGGAACUGGGGACUCCAUGGCGGGGCAGGAUACUCGGGAGGCCAUGGUGGGGCAGGGGACUCGGGAGGCCAUGGCAGAUCUGGGGACUCGGGAGGCCAUAGCGGGGCAGGAGACUCGGGAGGCCAUGGUGGGGCAGGGGACUAGGCAGGCCAUGGCGGGGCAGGUACUGGGGAGGCCAUGGUGGGGCAGGAGACUCAGAAGGCCAUGGCGGGGCAGGGGACUCGGGAGGCCAUGGUGGGGCAGGAGACUCGGGAGGUCAUGGCGGGGCAGGAGACUCAGGAGUCUGGGGACUCGGGAGGGCAUGGUGGGGCAGGAGACUCUGGAGGCCUUGGCGGGGCAGGGGACUCGGGAGGCCAUGGUGGGGCAGGAGACUCGGGAGGUCAUGGCGGGGCAGGAGACUCAGGAGUCUGGGGACUCGGGAGGGCAUGGUGGGGCAGGAGACUCGAGAGGCCAUGGCGGAGCAGGAGACUCGGGAGGCCAUGGUGGGGCAGGAGACUCAGAAGGCCAUGGCGGGGCAGGGGACUCGGGAGGCCAUGGUGGGGCAGGUACUGGGGAGGCCAUGGUGGGGCAGGAGACUCAGAAGGCCAUGGCGGGGCAGGGGACUCGGGAGGCCAUGGUGGGGCAGGAGACUCGGGAGGUCAUGGCGGGGCAGGAGACUCAGGAGUCUGGGGACUCGGGAGGGCAUGGUGGGGCAGGAGACUCGGGAGGCCAUGGCGGAGCAGGAGAAUCGGGAGCCCAUGGCGGGGCAGGAACUGGGGAGUUUGGGGACUCCGGAGGCCAUGGUGGGGCAGGAGACUCAGGAGGCCAUAGCCCCAGCUUCCGCCUCUACGGCUGGAGACCUAAUACCACACCCCACCCCCUAAAAAAAAUACUUGGGGGAAUUUAUGGGGCAUAA